This is a messenger RNA of Ipomoea triloba (trilobed morning glory), 3928 nucleotides long. RefSeq names its product G-type lectin S-receptor-like serine/threonine-protein kinase At1g11300. Bases 239 to 3928 code for a protein of 1229 amino acids. The record is from RefSeq and is a predicted model, not a curated record. Gene Ontology annotation, biological process: protein phosphorylation; recognition of pollen. NCBI's taxonomy places the organism in Eukaryota, Viridiplantae, Streptophyta, Magnoliopsida, Solanales, Convolvulaceae. The transcript is spliced from 15 exons. Gene Ontology annotation, molecular function: protein kinase activity; ATP binding.
UCUGAAUCUUUCAGAAGAGGAGAUUAAUGGAAGCACCAUCUAUCUUAGGCUAGCUGCAUCAGAAUUUUUAGAUGCUGUCCAAGAUCAUCAAAAUGGGAGCAAGAAAUCUGGGAAGCUCAAAGUUAUCUUACCUGUCACAGUGGCUGCUUUGCUUCUAAUACUGGCAAGCAUCUUUACCUACAUUUAUUACAGGAGGAGAAACAUCAGAAAAGAAGAAAUUGUAGAUAACAAUCAAGUGAUGCCACAAUCGGGUGACAAUGACAUAGAAGCAAACUACUUGGUAGAAGAGCAUGAUGAGAAACACAUAGAUGUUCCAUUCUUUAGUUUUGAAAGCAUAUUAGCUGCAACAGACAACUUCUCGAAACAAAAUAAGCUGGGACAAGGAGGGUUUGGGCCUGUUUAUAAGGGUGAAUUUCAGGGAGGACAAGAAAUAGCAGUGAAAAGGUUGUCGAGUGAAUCCACACAAGGCAUCAAUGAAUUUAAAAAUGAAGUCGAGCUAAUUGCAAAGCUUCAACAUCGAAAUCUAGUUCGACUUUUGGGCUACUGCAUCAAGGGAAAAGAACAGAUUUUGCUCUAUGAAUACAUGCAAAACAAGAGCCUAGACACCUUCAUCUUUGAUGAAGAACGAAGCGCGGUGUUAGAUUGGGAGAAGCGGUUUGAAAUCAUCCGUGGAAUUGCUCGAGGACUUAUGUAUCUACACCAUGACUCAAGAUUACGAAUCAUUCAUAGAGAUAUGAAGACAAGUAACAUCCUGUUAGAUGAAGAAAUGAACCCAAGAAUUUCAGACUUCGGCUUGGCAAGAAUAGUUGAAGGAAAAAGAACAGAGGCAAUCAAUACCAACAGAGUUGCUGGAACAUACGGCUAUAUGUCUCCCGAGUAUGCAUUGGACGGACUGUUCUCAACUAAGUCAGAUGUCUUUAGUUUCGGGGUUGUGAUGCUCGAGAUCAUCACCGGGAGGAGAAGCUCUGGUUUUUAUGACCAUGAUGGAUCUUCAAAUCUAUUAGGCUAUGCGUGGAGAUUGUGGAAUGAAGGGAAAAUAAGAGAGUUAGUGCAGAAGUCGCUGCUGCCAAUAGAAGCAAAGCAUGAAAGUGAAGUUUUCAAGUGUAUAAACGUGGGGCUAUUGUGUGUACAAGAACAGGCAGGAGAUCGUCCUAGCAUGCCAAAUGCACUUGUUAUGAUGCUUAGCACUGAAAGCACCAACCUUCCCAGACCUAAUCAACCGGCUUUUAUAACUCGGACUGGCAUGUCUCCUGCAACCUCUACUUCUGCUUCAUCUGGUUUGCCGCAAAACACGCAUUCCAGGAAUGAAUUGUCUGUAACAGUAUUUGAGGGCAGAUUGUAUGUCAUCUUCAAUUCUCCAAUCUCCCUUGGAGAUGACACCCUCACUGUAAACGAUAAUCUAAGUCUAACAACCACCAUUGUCUCUUCUAAUGGAAGAUUUGAGAUGGGGUUCUUCACGCCGGGCAAGACUGCCAACUACUACGCAGGCAUUUGGUACAAUCAGAUUGAACCCCAAACCGUGAUUUGGGUGGCAAACAGGGACACUCCAAUCUCCUUCGUGGAUAUGGCCUCCACCACCUUAAAAAUCUCGGACGGAAACCUCGUACUAGUUAACGUCACAGGCGGGUUACUUUGGUCCACAAAUGCCGCCACCUCCGGCGGCUCCAAGAAUUCUCUCCGGGCAACUCUUCUCAACACCGGAAAUUUGGUCCUGAUUGAUGGCAAUAGUACUGAUGAGGCUCAACCCCUUUGGCAAAGCUUUGAUCACCCAACUGACACCACCAUGGCCGGCGCCAAAUUCGGAUACAACAAGCUCACCGGUGAAAAGCAAACCCUCCGGUCAUGGAAGAGCCCGGAGGAUCCUUCUCCUGGGCUAUACUCCUUGGCGAUGGACCCACAGAUUUGGCAGUUUGCUGCCACGUGGAACGGGACGGACCGGUACUGGACCAGUGGGCCCGCCAACGGGAGUCUAUUCAAAUUGGUCCCGGAGAUGAGGCCCAAUCCCAUAUAUAACUUCACCUUCGUCAACAAUGCCAACCAGACUUUCUUUGUCUAUGAAUUCUUCAACCCCGAUGCAGUCAUAUCAAGAUUUGUACUGGAUAUCUCCGGGCAACUCCGGCACUACACGUGGCUGGAUAGUAGCAAGGCGUGGAACAUCUUGUUUCUUAAGCCGGAGAAGCAGUGUGAUGUUCCCGCUGUUUGCGGGCCGUUUGGUAUGUGCAAUGAUAACUCCACUUCCUUAUGUGAUUGUUUGCCCGGAUUCCGGCGUAAAUCGGACAAAGAUUGGGGGUUGAAGGUUUUUUCCGGUGGAUGCGUGAGAAAAGCGGAUUUGCAGUGUGGUAAUGCCACCGGAACUGCUAAUUCCCAGGAGGACAGGUUUAGGAUGAUAACGAAUACGAGAUUACCUAGACAUCCUCGAAACGUGACAGUUGGGAGCACAACCGAAUGUGAAUCAGCAUGUCUAAGGAAUUGCUCUUGUAAUGCCUAUGCUUAUGAUGAUAGAAAUGGUGGUUGUUCGCACUGGGAUGGAGAGCUUCUGAAUCUGUAUGAAGACAACAGUAAUGGAAGCACGAUCUAUAUCAGACUUGCUGCGUCUGAAUUUUUUGUCCAGGGCCAGAGUCAAGUUCAGCAUUUGAUGGCUAGGGAUUAUUGGGCAGAGGCCUUAAGGGUCAAGUCCAGGUACUCUGAUCUGUUUCUAGAAAAUUGUCUCCUUCUCAUUUCAACAGAUCAAAAUCAAAACAAGGUAUCUGCAGGGAAGCUGAAAGUUAUAAUACCUGUCACGGUGGCUUCUUUGCUUCUAGUGGCAUGCAUCUUUACCUACAUUUGUUACACAAGGAGAAAAGGUAAAAUAGAAGGCAUGGAAUACUUGAUGAGUGAAGAAGUUCACGAUGAGAGACGCAUUGAUGUUCCAUUCUUUAGUUUUGAAAGCAUAUUAGUUGCUACGGACAAUUUUUCAGAUGAAAAUAAACUUGGACGCGGAGGAUUUGGACCUGUUUAUAAGGGUGAAUUUCAAGAUGGAAAAGAAAUAGCAGUAAAAAGGUUGUCAAGUGAAUCCUCACAAGGCAUCAAUGAAUUCAAAAAUGAAGUUGAGCUUAUUGCAAGGCUUCAACAUCGGAAUCUAGUUCGACUUUUGGGCUACUGCAUCAAGGGAAAAGAAAAGAUUUUGCUCUAUGAAUACAUGCAACACAAGAGCCUAGACACCUUUAUCUUUGAUCAAGAACGAAGCGUGCUAUUAGAUUGGGAGAAUCGAUUUGACAUCAUCUUGGGAAUUGCUCGAGGUCUUAUGUAUCUGCACCACGAUUCAAGGUUACGGAUUAUUCAUAGAGAUAUGAAGACAAGUAACAUUCUGUUAGAUUCAGAGAUGAACCCAAAAAUUUCAGAUUUUGGCUUGGCAAGAAUACUUGAAGGGAGAAAAACAGAAGCAGUCAAUACCAUCAGAGUUGCUGGAACGUAUGGUUACAUGUCGCCUGAAUAUGCAUCCGAUGGACUCUUUUCGAUUAAGUCAGAUGUCUUCAGUUUCGGCGUUAUCAUGCUCGAGAUCAUCACUGGGAGGAGAAGCUCCGGUUUUUAUCACCCUGAUGGAUCUGCAAAUCUAUUAGCCUAUGCAUGGAAAUUAUGGAACGAAGGACAAACAAGAGAGUUUGUGCACGAAUCUCUGAUUCCACUUGAACCAAAACACGAAAGAGAAGUGUUAAAGUGCAUACACAUCAGCCUCUUAUGUGUACAAGAACGUCCUGAAGAUCGUCCUAGGAUGCCUACUGUACUUACCAUGCUUAACAACGAAACCUGCGAGAGCCUUUCAAGACCUAAUCAACCAGCUUUUGUUCCGCGAACAAGCAUGCCCUCUACUACCUCUACAUCUUCUUCUUCCUCUGGUUUGCCGCACUCAAAUAAUGAGGUCACACUUACCGUGCUUGAAGGCAGAUAG